UCUUUUAUCCCAGGCUCUGCAAGCCUACACAGAUAACCAGAAAUCCUCCUAUGAACAAGUGAAUUACCCACAUGUGCUUCUCUAAGACAAAUAAAACUCUGUGAUGCUGUGCCUGCUUUGUGGAACAGGAGGGCUUUGUGAUGUAGUCCAGUUGUCUGCAUCCAUUAUCUGUGAGGCAAGGCCUAGAACCUGGAGGCAUUAGAUUCCAAGACUUGGAAGCCUAGGAAAAGGGAUGGUUAGUGAGGUUUAGAUCAUGUUGAGACCUGCCUUUCUUCUGUGGGAUGUGGACUAUCCCUUAUAUACCUAUGGAUCCAUCUUAAUUAUUGUAUUAAUUAUUUGGCAAGUGAAAAAAAGGCACCAAAAAUUAAUGUUGAGACCUAGUAAGAGCUGUUGCCAGCAUCAUCAAAGAGUCAAACACAGGUCUAGAGAGAGAACAUUAAGAGCUAAGAGAACCUCCCAGAAAGAAGCUGAGAAGCUGCAGAACCUACUGUCUAUCAUGAAAAGUAAGGGGUGGCUUCCCCAGGAAGGACAUGUGCGGCGGCUCCUGUGUGCAGAUCCCUCCUGCCAAAUCUGCAAUGCCAUGGCUCUGAAGAUUCAGCAGAUGCUUGUGGGUGCUCCAGAAGUUGACUUGGGGAAUACAAUGACAUUCUUUUCACACUGGAUUAACCCUGAAGUGAAAGGUCAAAGCCACGAGGAACCUAUUCUCCAUUCUAAAUCUGAGACAGUAGCCAAAUCCAGGGCAAAAGAGGUUAAGAAGGUUCUAACCCCCACCAAAGACCACAUCAGGGAAGCUAACUUGAAGAUGACAACAAAGGACCCUGAGGCCCAGCCUCCCCAUACUGAGAAGGAGCCCUUGACUUUUUCUGAUGCCCAGAGUCCCUACACAGUCAGCUCUGGCAAUACUUCCUCCAGUCCAGCCAAUCCUGGGGCCUGUGCCUCUCCCACAGCUGCUUCAAAAUCUCACCUCAACUGGCUUGUGCCACCCAACCAAGGAAUAUAACCUAGGUCUCAACUCUCAUGUCAGCAGAAGACACUGGUUUACACAAAGAGAAUAUUCAUUCCAAGCAAAAGGAGUUUGUACAUUCCCAAACCUUUGCAUCCCUGGUGGAAAAGGCUGCAUAUAGCCAUUUUCAUUAACAUGAAAGUGAGGCAUGGCAUUCUCCAAAUACACUCUAUACCUGUAAGCAAAGAACCACUUGUUUGUGUCUCCUUUUCAUCAGUGU
Molecule: messenger RNA, 1223 nt
Organism: Fukomys damarensis (Damara mole-rat)
Lineage: Eukaryota; Metazoa; Chordata; Mammalia; Rodentia; Bathyergidae
Gene: Spata31f3
Product: family with sequence similarity 205 member C
Exons: 5
Coding region: 254-1000 (248 amino acids)
Source: RefSeq, a predicted model, not a curated record